AUGGCCGUCUGCCUCGCCAACCUCGUCGUUGCGCUGGUCGUGCUCCGUUCCCUCACCUCCUCCACCCCCGCGCGCAAACGUGAGGCGCCCGCCCUUGCGACCCCUCGUCGUGCCCACGACUCUGGUGAUGUUGUAUUUCUUCGGACCUUUGAUGCAUAUAUUGUUGGCAAAGAAAACGCUCCUGGAGUUGUAGUGCUGCAAGAGUGGUGGGGCGUUGAUUAUGAGGUCAAGAAUCAUGCCAUCCAUAUUUCCCAGAUCGAUGAUGGAUACAAGGCACUUAUUCCACAUUUGUACCGUGGGAAGGUUGCUUUGGAGGUAGCUGAGGCACAACAUCUGAUGGAAGGACUAGACUGGCCGGGUGCAAUCAAGGAUAUUCAGGCUUCAGUUAAGUGGCUGAAGGAAAAUGGAUCACCCAAGGCUCCAAAGUUUGUCAGCAGCUAGCUUGAUUUGGAGACAUUUCCUAUUAGGAGCAUUAAGCUUUGGAUGUAACUAGCUUUGUUACUUGGUAUACCUCGUUCAGGGUCCGAAGCUGCUGUAGGAGGUGGCGGCUGUCACUUUAGGAGCGCAUGAUUUAACUCCUCCAGCAACACCAAAUUUGACGAGGGAAUUCUAUGCACCAUUCCAGCGGCGUUACAUAGAGCAUGACCCAGGGAACAGGCUAGUAUCAGUUUCAUUGUGCAUGCCUACAUUCAAUAGUAGCCAUUAGGCCACUAGCACUUUUCACUAUGUUGAUUAAAACUAACAUUGGUUCACGUAUUUU
Molecule: messenger RNA, 760 nt
Organism: Hordeum vulgare subsp. vulgare (domesticated barley)
Lineage: Eukaryota; Viridiplantae; Streptophyta; Magnoliopsida; Poales; Poaceae
Exons: 5
Coding region: 1-441 (146 amino acids)
Molecular function (GO): hydrolase activity
Source: RefSeq, a predicted model, not a curated record